AUGGUCUUGCAUUCGCGUGGAAUACUUCCGAUGCCGUGCAUGGGGCCGUGGGAGGGGACGGGGUCCAUCCUGCCGAUCUGGCAGAAGGGACCUGCAUAUUUAAACGCCCGUCCUGCCAUCGUCGGUCCUGAAAGGGUCGUUAUGAAGCGAGGGAGGGACCGACCUAUGCGCUCCCCAUCUCUCACCCACCUCCUCCCCCUCCUCCCCCUCCUCCUCUCCACCCUCACCACCGCCGCCCCAUCCUGCCCAACCUUUGAAUCCUUCUCCGCCUCCCUCAAACCCCUUCUCACCACAUCCACCCUCUCCCAACAACCCAUCCAACGCUGGUCCGACUACGGCGCGCCCACCCCGGCCUUCAUCGUCACCAUCAACGCCGAAGCGGACGUCCCAGCAGUCAUAAAAUACGCAUCAACCAACAACCUCCAAUUCCUGCUCCAAUCGCGCGGCAACGGAUGGGCCGACACUUUCAACCUCGGCCCCUGCGGCAUCCUCAUCAACAUCGCCCCCCUCAACACCAUCACCUUCAACGCCGACAAAACCCUCGCCACCAUCGGCGGCGGCGCGCUCACCCAGGACAUGGUCAACGCCGCCUACGGCAACGACACGCGCUUCGCGAACCCGACAUGUAACUGUCUCGGCUACCUCGGCGCCUCGCUCGGCGGCGGCUUGACGCGCGCAAUGGGCCUCUACGGCAUGGGCGUCGACCAGCUCGUUUCCGCGAACCUCGUUCUCGCGAGCGGCGAAAGCGUCGUCGUGUCCGCGACGCAGAACCCGGACCUCUUCUUCGCCGUGCGCGGGGCCGUGGGCAAUUUCGGCGUCAUCACCUCCGCGGUCGUGAAAGCGUACCCUGUCGCGGGCGGGCAGAAUGGGAAUGUCGCAUGGCAGGGCAGUUUAACGUUCGCGGAUAACCAGCUUGAAGGGCUCGUGCAGGCGAUUCACGAUCUCGAUCUGCAGCCGGAUAUGGAGAUUGAUUUCCUCUUCUCUGUCUCCCCCGGUGUUGGCGCGGCCGUGACGGCGAUCCCGAUUUUCUUUGGGGACACGGCGCAGGCGGAGAAGGCUUUUGCGCCCAUCUUGGCGCUUAAGCCGGCGGUGGCGAAUCAGGCGGCCAGCGUGCCGUAUAAUCAUUGGGCUGAUUUCGGGGAUACUUUCUGCACGCCUGGGUUGAGGAAGCCUGUGUAUGGCUCGUCGCUAUCGCGAGCGGGGCUCGAUCCGAAGACGUGGAGGGCGGUGUUUGAGGAGUUCAAGACGUUCACGACCACGUAUCCUGAGGCGGUUAAUAGUAGUGUGUUGGCAGAAUACUAUCCGGUGCAGAAGGCGGUGCAGCUUGGGGGCGCGUACCCGCAUCGGGAUAUCCCGCUGCAUAUUGUGGUUAUUCCGUUGUAUGAGGAUCAGAAAUUGGAUGGGGCGGCGCAGGCUUUUGGGGAGAAGGCGAGGGCGUUGUUGAGGGCUACUGAUCCGAAGCUGGAGAAUGGGACAUACAUCAACUUCGCGCACGGCGACGAAACGCUGCAGGAGAUCUACGGUGAGAGCCUGCCGAAACUGCAGCAGUUGAAAACGCAGUAUGAUCCGCACAAUCGGUUUAAUCAGUAUUUCGAUAUCACCGCUGGUGGGAGUGGGACUCAACAUGUUUCGUCGGCAAGGCGGAGGUGGUAG
Bacidia gigantensis is the source of this 1653-nucleotide messenger RNA. RefSeq lists its product as uncharacterized. The transcript is spliced from 4 exons. NCBI's taxonomy places the organism in Eukaryota, Fungi, Ascomycota, Lecanoromycetes, Lecanorales, Ramalinaceae. Gene Ontology annotation, molecular function: oxidoreductase activity; FAD binding. The record is from RefSeq and is a predicted model, not a curated record. Bases 1 to 1653 code for a protein of 550 amino acids.